Molecule: messenger RNA, 3282 nt
Organism: Aspergillus campestris IBT 28561
Lineage: Eukaryota; Fungi; Ascomycota; Eurotiomycetes; Eurotiales; Aspergillaceae
Exons: 2
Coding region: 1-3282 (1093 amino acids)
Biological process (GO): autophagy; response to starvation
Cellular component (GO): cytoplasm
Molecular function (GO): protein binding
Source: RefSeq, a predicted model, not a curated record
AUGCCCCCGGUAGCCUCAGACGAUCUUCUCAACCUGCAAAACCGGUCUCAAGCCGACCCGAGCCCGCUCCCCGAGGAUCUGAUUACGGUGAACCCGGAGAAUGACCUGGGUGGGAGAAGCAAAAAGAAGGGGAAGAGCGGCAAAGGGAAAAGUAAAGCCGCCAAGGCGGCUGCAAAGCCCCCUCCGGACGACCUGAUCGCAGCCUCGCCCCCGCUGCUGGAGCCGUCGUCAUGUCCAGACCCCCCCUUACACCCCCCUGCAAACAAUCAUCAUAUAAACCAAAUCUCCUCCCCAGUGCUUGAUGCACUAGAAUCGAUGAGGGACACCCCCGAUAACGAUCUUACCUAUCGUACGGAUAAGUGGGCCAGGGCCAUCCCCGUGGGCAAAAGCCCCCCGAACGAUGCCGUGGACGGUGAGAUGCCCAGCGGCUCCCCACUUGGCUUCCUCUCAACGGCGGACAAGGCAGGCUUCAGCAAUCCGUCGUCGGCAUCGCCCCCUGCCCGGACGAGGCCCCUCAGUUACGCGUCAGGCUACUCCAGCAACAACGACUUCUCUCGGCAGCAGUCGGUGGAUCGCCCCAAAAGCUACUACUCUCUAAGCAAUCCCGUCUCCACCCAGAUGCCACCUCCGCCCCACCUACCGCAGCCGCACUUCUAUCGGGCCCCGGAGAUUGAUCUCCCCAUGUUCUCCGGGCAAGGCCGCGCCAUGUCCGACGGUUACUCAUUCUGUGCCUUUGACACCAUCCCCAGUCCGUCGGCCAAACCGUCGCGGAUGGGGGGCAAUGUUCUCCUCGUCGGGUCCGACGGCGUCCUCGAGGUUCUCGCCAUCGAGGACCGCAAGUCCCGCGGCGUGGGCAAGCUGAGCGGCCUCAAUGGUCGGGUGGUGGAUGCGAAAGUCCUACCGGGCGGCUCGUCGGAUGAUCCAGGGGUUCCACCGCGGCCGCAUGUCGUCGUGAUCAUUCACGGGCCCUCGGGCCCCCCAGAUGACGAAAGCCACGCCUCCUCCGCGGCGUCGGAGACACACGAGAUCCCUGCCGCUGGCCGACAGGCAGAUCACCCCCGCGAUGAACCCAAAUUUUACCAAACCCGGGUGGAAGUCUAUUCGCUCCGGACAGGGGACCAUGUCGCCACGCUGUUCACGACCAAGCCCACUCCGUGUCUGGAUAAUCUUCCUGGGCUGCCCGCGUUUGUGCCCCCACCAUCAGGCAAUCUGAAGCUCCUUGCGGGCGAGAGCCACGUCAUCUUAGCAUCGGGCGUCAGUGGGGAGGUCUACAUCUACGCAGCGCAUAGCUACCGGUGCCUGGGGAAGACGUGGACCAGCAUCCAGCCCAAGGAAGCGCGGCGGUACUCGACGUCCUCCAGCUCCACUGACCCGGACGGAUCGCGCACCGACUCGCCCAACGGUCCCGCCAACUUCGAUGGCGCGAUUCUUGCGCUGAAGGGCCGAUGGUUGUCGGUGGUCCCACCGUCGGCGUCGGCCUAUCGUCCAUCCAUCCGCGGGGUGGUCCCCCCGGCUCGUCUGCAGGGGAAAGUCUACGGGAUCGAGACGCAUAGCCCUCCGACAAAGCCAACCGUCAACUGUGACGCGGAUGUCGGGGACGGUGAGAGCCUGUUCGACAAGCUGGCCCGGGGCGUCACGCAGGAGUUUGUCCGCGGCGCGCGGUGGGUCGGCGACCAGUCGCUGCAGGCCUGGAACAAUUACUGGAACAAGGAGCAGCAGGCUGGACCCCCGGCGGCGCGGCGCUCCCCGCACAUGCCCGACCUUCCCCAGCCCGGCUACGGUCUGUUCCCACCCACCCAUGCCCAGGAGACCCCGACCGUGGCCGAGCCGGACCUGGUAUCCAUUGUGGACCUGAAACGGCUCGAGGAUACCGGGGACGCCCGGAACGCACUGCUCAAUCCCCUAGCGACCUUCCCGGUCCCGAACGGAUGCAGUUUCCUAUCGUUCUCCCCCAACGGGCUGAUGCUCCUCACGGCCAGCAAGAAGGGGGAUGUCCAAUACGUCUGGGACCUUCUGCAGGUCAAGAUCUGUCGCGCAGGCGCCUUUUUGACCGACGACGCCCCGCCACCCGGCCCCAAUGUGCGCCAGAUCGCGCGGUAUCCCCGGCUGACCACGUCGCAGAUCGUGGACGUGAUCUGGUACCCGCCGUCCGGGGAACGGCUGGCGGUGAUUACCCGGAAGGGGACGGUCCACGUCUUCGAUCUGCCGCGGAGUGCCUUCCAGUGGCCCCCGUUCCGUCGGGCUCGCCCACCGCCCAGCAAAACCCCCGUCCCCGACCCGGCCACCGACGAACUGGCGGACCGCGCCGCCGGCAAAAACGCGCUGUCUGCGGCGAUCAAACUGGUCGGGGGCAAGACGCAACCCAUCCUGGCCGCCGUCCGCGGUCGGACGCCGUCGGUCGGGGCGGCUUUACCCGCCGUCGGGGGGUUUUCGUCCGCCGCCGGAGUCCGCGGCGGGAAGGUCGUGGCGGCCGGUCUCAGCAAAUCCAUGGGGGCCGCCUCGGGGACCGUCAACACCCUGCGGCACGUGGGCGAAAACCGCCUGCACCUAGCGGGGCUGAGUCGCGAUCCGUCCCCGGGUCGCGUGGUCUGGAUCAACCACCGCGGGCUGCCCUUCUUAGGCUUGGUGGACUAUGGGUUCUUCCGGCUGUAUCGGGUGCGGCGGUCCUUGUCUCCCCAGAAGCCCCGGCACCUCCAAUCAGUGAUCGGCAGCAAGGAGAUCGAGUACCGUCUGCCGCCCACGCUGCAGAGUACGUGCGGCCCCCUGUCGAUUCGGACCUUUCCUCCGGGGCCCGUCGCCUGCGCUCCGUUGGCUUUGCCGUCGGCGAAUUCCCGGCCGUCGCCGGCGAGCAAGUCGAAGUGCCAGCCCCUCUCCCAGGCGGAGAUUGAGACCAACGCGCCGUAUCAGCCGUUCCACACCGAUCAGCGCGUGAGCCUCUACAUCUACACCGAGACGGCCGAGACAGACGAGCCUCUGGUCCCCACGGGGCAGUGGGUCUUUGGCGACGAUAUGGCGACGUCCAAGCUGCACGUGCGACCCUUCAGCUCCGGUGGCGACGAGGAGGCGGACGACGAGGGCGACGUGAUGCACGGGCAGCGCCCCGGCUUGGGCAGCGGGAUGGAGAACCACAUCCGUCUGGGCAAUAGCACCGGCCACGGCGAAGAGGUGGUCAUCACCACGCGCCGGAAGAAGAAGCGCUUCCCCUCGACGACGUCGGGCGCGGACGAAGGGUUCUUCGAAGACGACUGCGACGUGGUAGACUGGCCCGAGAACCGUGUAUAA